Macrosteles quadrilineatus (aster leafhopper) is the source of this 990-nucleotide messenger RNA. RefSeq names its product protein OPI10 homolog. Lineage: Eukaryota; Metazoa; Arthropoda; Insecta; Hemiptera; Cicadellidae. Gene Ontology annotation, biological process: protein import into nucleus. The record is from RefSeq and is a predicted model, not a curated record. The coding region runs from base 372 to 950 and encodes 192 amino acids. Gene Ontology annotation, cellular component: nucleus; cytosol. The transcript has a single exon. Gene Ontology annotation, molecular function: Hsp70 protein binding; nuclear import signal receptor activity.
UGCAGGAGUUGCAGGUUAAGGUUACACUGGUUACAUUACACUUACACUUACUUACAACAAAAAGUUACAAUUAAUUGAGUUGUGUGAGUGACGUUGAGUGUUGUUUCAACCUUCAUUCAGCCUCGACUGAUGUUAAAGUCUGUUGUGUAAAUUGUGAUUGCAGUGUUUUUAAAUAUGGAAUGGAGGCCUAUCUCCGUCACUUCUGUGUUUUGAAAUAAUUUCUAUUUCAACACAAAUCCCAUCCUUAGGGUCUUAGUUUAUGCUUAGAUAGGCAUAGCAAUUUGGUAGGACCUAACUUAUCAAAGUUAAAGCCACUUCCGUUGAUUAGAAUGUUAUCGUUAUCUAAGGCAUGUCUGAAACCUUAAAAAGAUAUGUUUGGAAUAAUUGUUAGUGGUCGUGUUGUGCAAACCAAUUUUGAACAAGUUUUAGAAAGACAUUUUUUAUCUACAGUAGUUGAUGCUGACAAUAUAAAUCAUAUUGUGGUAUUCUUAACUGGAACAAAUCCAUUUCCAGAUGGAACAGCUGGUUUAAUUUAUUUUAGUUGGCCUGAUCCAAAUGCACCUCCUAGCUGGCAACUGCUUGGUUACAUAUCAAAUGAAAAACCAUCUGCCGUAUUUAAAAUUUCUGGACUGAAGAAAACGUCAGAAGAACAAAGUGGGUUUCUACAAUUUGCUCAACAUGCAAUUUCACACAAUGCUCAGAUUGGUAUUGCUAUUGAACCUUUAAACAUUGUCCAAGAACAAAUUACUAUGCUGGAAACAUCCAAGCCUACUGAACAGUCUCAGUUUACCGAAUACUGCAAAAAAACCCUAAAGAAUUUUGUUAACUACAUAUCCAGUUUUGCCACUCUUCAACAAGACACCUACGUCGUACCACUUCCAGUCGUACAGAACUGGUAUCAAAACUUUGAAACCAAACUUGCUGUUAACCCUUAUUUUUGGAGAUCUUAGAUUCUACCUUUCUUAUAGACCAUUUUCAGCUUAAAAUCAG